Fusarium verticillioides 7600 is the source of this 426-nucleotide messenger RNA. RefSeq lists its product as hypothetical. The coding region runs from base 1 to 426 and encodes 141 amino acids. Lineage: Eukaryota; Fungi; Ascomycota; Sordariomycetes; Hypocreales; Nectriaceae. The transcript has 4 exons. The record is from RefSeq and is a predicted model, not a curated record.
AUGAAGUUCUCCAUUGCCUCCACUCUCCUCCUUGCCAACGGCAUCGCCGCCAUGCCUUGGUCUUCCCUCAGCACCAAGCAGCCCAAUGGCGAGGAGAUCACCCUCCGCAUCCAGGUCUCCCAGCCCUCUUCCAACCAUGCCUUCUCCCCGAACCACAAGGUGUCGUCAACGUCCACAACUACGAGGUCUGCCUCAAGGUCUGCUGGCCCGAGGAGCCAACAUGCCCUGAGGGCUGGAACUCCAAGAAAUUUGGAGACGGAGACUACCCUUGCUGGACCUGCUGCAAGAAGACUGGUGAUGAUGAUCUCUGAAUAUCGGAUCAGCCAAAGACCCAGAAUAUUGGGCCGUAAAUGUGAGGUGAAUACAAGGAGGACACUGAGCCAAUAUAGCAUAAAUGGACACUCGUUACAAUCCACCAUAAUCUGA